This is a messenger RNA of Didymodactylos carnosus, 351 nucleotides long. The record is from the annotation of a GenBank genome assembly. Lineage: Eukaryota; Metazoa; Rotifera; Eurotatoria; Philodinida; Philodinidae.
AUGAAACAAAACGUCGGGCUGCUCACACAGACGAACUCUCGAGUUUUAAUUUUACAUGGCGCUUUACGAAUCAUGCCACUAAGUGCUGUUGGUGAUUUACCCACUGAUGAUACAUUAUUGAGAACCAUUCAACGUCAAAAAAAACCAGUUCCAUUAGGUUCUAACAGUCGUUUACCUGAUGCGUUGAAAAAAACAGAUCGCGGAGAAUUUGUUCUUUAUGAAAGUAAUGAUAUGAUUAUAUUUAUGUGUGAGUCAAAUUUGCAAGCGUUGAUAAAUUGUAAGUACUGGUUUGCUGAUAGAAUAUUUAGUGUAAGACAGGAUGAUGUUUUAUGUGAAGUUUAUUCAGUAUAA